Molecule: messenger RNA, 3949 nt
Organism: Colossoma macropomum (tambaqui)
Lineage: Eukaryota; Metazoa; Chordata; Actinopteri; Characiformes; Serrasalmidae
Gene: gpatch2
Product: G patch domain containing 2
Exons: 11
Coding region: 132-1628 (498 amino acids)
Molecular function (GO): nucleic acid binding
Source: RefSeq, a predicted model, not a curated record
CUUUUAACUUGUUUCCUCUGUUUUAAUGCGAGCCACUAUGGUGGCCUCCUUGUCCCAGCCCGUCCACCCCUUUGGUUUUUUAAUAUUUUUCUUUCCCCAUAAGAUGUUAAUGGUGUUGUAGGGUGGGGUUAAUGUUCCGUGCAGCUGAUAUAAAGAACUUCGGUAAAGCGGGAACCAGCUGGCACUUUCGCCGGACGAUGGACGAGCUAGUCCAUGAUCUGGUGUCAGCGCUGGAGGAGAGUUCGGAGCAGGCCCGCGGUGGGUUCGGAGAUGGAGGGGACCACGCCCUGGCUGUGGGCUGCCUGCUGAAGCGGCAGGCGCGCAAACGCCGCGGGCGAAAGCGCCGUUCCGACAAUCCUCACCCGCCCUGGGACACCUGCCAUCUGAGCGAGGGAUCCGAGUCCAGCCCGGAGGAGCACAAGGACUACAGAUCCUCGUCCUCCGCUGCAGCGGGGGCCGCUCACGCCCGCGACAACAACAACAGCGACUCCGACGAGCAGCUGGGCGCCAAACGCCGCACCCACGACUCUGGCAGGGCCAAGCGGCCGCUGUGGCACGAGGAGUCGGUCGACGGACUCGGAACCAGGAGCUUGCGCAGGAGGAGGAAAGUGAAGCGCAUGGCUGUGGAUCCGCCACUAGAGGUCACCGCCAUGCUGGCCCCACCUGUUCCCAAACCGCCAGGUGGCAGCAGCGGCAGUAGAGAUCCUAAUAGAGAGGCUGUUCUUGCGGAAGAAGGAAAAGGAAACGAGGCAAGCAAGGGCAGAGUGAAGAAGAGGAAACUGGCCGCACCCCGGCUGGCGCUGGACGCUACAGACGAGGGCGUGGUCGUGGAGAGUGAGGAGGCGGGCCAAUCCGGAAAAGACAAAAUGGAGUUUGAGGAGCACAAGGGAUCAGAUGAGGACAUGAGUGACAGGUGUGAAACCAGCAGUGUGAGUAACAGCAGUGAUGGAGGUCUGUACACCAAUGAUGAAGGAAGGCAAGGCGAUGACGAGCAGAGUGAUUGGUUCUACGAGGGCGAGUCGGGCGGGGCUUGUGGAAUAGCGGGCGUGGUGCCGUGGUGGGAUAGGGAAUCUGACGAGCUGGACCUUAACGACCCAGUGUUCAACAGCAUUCUCACUGGGGCCUUUCCACUCAUGUCACAGGGAGCACAGCGAGGGUUUCAGGCCAGGCUGGCUCGACAGGCCUCUCUGCAGCAGGCUCAGAGCGCUUCUCAAGUAGCUGGAUGUUCGGAGAGGCUGCCCAGAUUGUCGCAGGACCCUCAUGCUCAUGACCCGUGGUUCAGUCCUGGAUCCAGACGUGAACAGUGCCAUUGGGAUUCCAGAGCGGACCGAGGCCACCGGAGGAGCUGCUCGUUAAAGACUGCUAGCAGGCAGACCAGCGGUCACCUCGGCUCGUUGUGUACGGGGGACGUGAAGAGAAGACGCAAGGCUGCCCCUAUGGGUGCCCCCUCAUCCACAGGAGUGGUAGGUGAGGGAGCGUCUCCCAUCCCGGAGUCAAACGUGGGGAGCCGGAUGCUGCAGAGUAUGGGCUGGUCUCCAGGAAUGGGUCUGGGCCCUGAGGGCCGGGGCAUCACCGAGCCGCUGCGGGCCACGCAGAGGCCUAAGGGCGCCGGGCUGGGCUUUAACUGAGCCCCAGGCUUCAGACGGAGUCGGAGCCAGAGCAGGCUGCAGUGCAGACCUCACACAGAAAAGAGAGAGAGAGACUCUGAGCCCGCCGGCCGCCGACCCCCUCUGUUAAAGGCACCGCCAACAGGAGCCUGCCAGCAGAGGGCAGCACUGAGGUGGCACCACGCCAGGCAUAGAUAGAGGCGUUAAACAAAACAACAAAAAGACAGUGUGGAGGGGAGACUGAACUCAAAUCAUAGUCAUAUGCUAUGACCUUGCAUAUGGAAGGCUCAUGGAAGAGCCUACGGAGCAGUCAGAGAGCAGCCAAAUGUAAUAGCGGAGUAUCGAUUUUGAGCACAUACACGCACAUGGACAUAUCCGUAGUGCUCUAAACGCCAAUUUUAGAUUGUUUUUUUUUUUUUAUAUAAAUACAUUACGACAGCCUGGGAAAGGGAAAGAAAUCAGUAUCCCAUUGAUUUGUGAUCGUUUAGAUCUGUUUUGUAUUGUAUUUUCAUCUCCUACCAGCCAUUUUUAGCUUUGCUCAUGCUAAACCGCACACUGAAUGCCAUCAGCGUCCAAACACAGCCAUAGGCUACGUCCCAAUACAAACUAAUGUUUUGCUAAUAGUACAAACAUACUGCUGGGCCUGCUGAAUACAGAUCAGUUUGGGCUGCCCUUUUGAAAAUGGGGAUUUGGACAUGACCAUACGUUCGGAAAGUUGUCUAUGUGAGUGAGCAGUAUUUUAUAGGAAUAUGACAAAUUCAUUAACUUGUUUGAGAGGAUUUUUCCUCUGUGUAUUAUUUUUGACUUGGGUAGUAAUUUGAUUGCGUUAACCUGGUCGAAAGUGUUGCCAGGAAUUGGGUAGCGGACGACGUAAGAGCUGGUAGCAGACUGCCCAAGCCAACCCUGUUUUUUUUUUUUAAAUUUUUUAAAGCAUUGUGUUUUUAUUUCUAUCAAGGUUGAGUCAGCUAGGGUUCUCACGAUUUCACAGUUAGUCACGAUGAUCAAGCGGCCGCUUGUCUCGCAGCUGACUUUUCCAAAAUACAGAUUAAAAUACAUUUCCAUGUAUGAGCUACAGUCCCUUAAACCACUGUUUUUGUCAGUGUUUAGCUGCGAACCUCCUCCAUCUCGACUCGCUCAAUACGCUGACUGGUUCUACGUUUAUGACAGUAUUGUGCCGCCUCGUCCUGCUUUAUUCUAGAAACCAAAACAAGUAAGUUUAGUACCCUCACACGGGCACUAAAUAAAGGAAUUCAGUGCAUGCUUUUCAAUCCAUCAUUCAAUAAAUGUCAAACCAGUCAAGACAGAAAAACAUUUCAACAUUAGUGUUCAAAACUAAUGUUCGGUGAAAACCCCCGUGUCAUAUGUCAAAAUAAACGCAUGUGCAAGUGCUGACAGUCAUAUUAGUACCGACAUACCGUGACACCGUGUUAUUUUCUGACGAGGUUAUCAUACCGUUAAAUUUUAACUGUAACAGUUUUAUCAUAUAGCAUUCUGUAGCCUGAGUGUAGCGCCCCCCUGUGGCCUGCUUGUCCUUCUGCUGUGUAGGGAUGCUUUUAAUGGCUGACUAUAUGUCCAAAAGUAUCCAGACAACCCUUCUGAUGACUGAAUUCAGCUGCUUUGAGGUCACCCAUUGCUGACACAGGCGUUCAGUUGUGCAUGUACAGUUUGUAUAAUCACCAAUACAGUGGGACACUAGAGCAGCAGCACAUGAUCCUAAGGUCACCAUGCCCAAUGCCAGACGUGGGCUAGAGGGGUAUAAAGCCCCCCAGCAUUAGGCUGUGGAGCAGCAAGAACUGAUCUUCCAAUAUCAGUACCUGACAACAAUGAUGCUUUUGUGAAUGAAUGCAAUCAAAUCCUUACAGCAAUGUAAGUAUAAAGCCUUCCCAGAAGAGUAGAGGCUGUUGCUCCCUAUUAAUACCCGUUAUAUCGGGAGAAGCACUGCAAACUUCUGGACAUAUAGUUUUACUUGGUUGGUGGCUAAUCCAUCAAAACUUCCUUCUCAGGCUGCUCAGACAGUGACGAGUCUGAGAUGCUGCCAUUGGACAGUUUUAUAUCACUCAUUCAAUCAUUACUGGCCUGAUAAUUAGACGAGGCGUCUCCUCAGGUUUGCUAGAGUAGGACUAGCACUGAGAAUCGCUGGUUUGGUGGAUCAGUCGCAGGGUCAUAUGUAUGAAACUAAAGUACGCACUUACUAAAGAUGGUUCUUCAAGGGUUCUUUAGUAAAGAAAAUGAUUCUGUAAAGAACCGUGAAUACUCAAAAAUCCCUUUGCAUUAUUGAAUGGUUCUUUGCAUCGUUGACUGGUUCUUCAGAUUGAUGGAGAAUGUGUUGUAUAUGGUGCUAU